This is a messenger RNA of Vicia villosa (hairy vetch), 1686 nucleotides long. RefSeq names its product piriformospora indica-insensitive protein 2-like. Gene Ontology annotation, molecular function: protein binding. NCBI's taxonomy places the organism in Eukaryota, Viridiplantae, Streptophyta, Magnoliopsida, Fabales, Fabaceae. The transcript has a single exon. The record is from RefSeq and is a predicted model, not a curated record. The coding region runs from base 146 to 1507 and encodes 453 amino acids.
ACUAUUACCAUAAUAUCCAACCCAAUCAACACAAAACCUCACUUUAUCAUCACUACGUACUAUACUACUCACUCACACUCUGCAUAUAUACAUAACAAACACCACAUUCCUCCUCAACAACCACAAAUCCCCUUCUUUUUCUCCCAUGGAUGACUCAAUGAUAAUAUUCACAAUCUUUUGGGUCCUCUUCUUAUUCUUAUUCGUUUUGAACCCUAACAACCAACCUCCUCUUCACCCCUCCGAACAAAAUGCAUUCUACCAUGUUCUCAACUCCCUCAACCCAACCAUCCCUUGGCGCACUCUCUUCCCCGACGAUCUCUGUAUCUCAGCCCCACACCUCCUCCUCUGCGACACCUUCCCUUCUUCUCACCAUCGUCAAAAAAACCAAACACUAACUUCACACAUUGUUGAACUCAACUUCGGUUACAUCUCCGAUCAAACCCCUAUCCCACCUUGUUCUCUUAACGCCACUCUCAACCCUCUUCUCUUCAUCUCUUUCCCCUACCUUCGCAAAAUCCUCUUCUCCAAAUGCUUCAACAACUCACUGAAACCCAUUCAACUCGAUUCAUUACCCUCUUUCCCUCCAUCUCUCCAAGAACUCGUCUUCAUCGACAACCCGUCUGUUGUCUCACCUCUGGAACCUUUUCUCCGCAACCUCAUCUCUCUCAAGAAACUUGUCUUGAUCGGAAACGGUUUCUACGGCGAACUUCCGCCGCAGAUAUGCGGUUUUCAUGACCUGGAAGAGCUUACUCUUUCUAGAAACAAUCUCUCCGGCGAGGUUCCGGUGAGCAUCGGAAUGCUGAAGAAACUGGAGAUUCUUGAUCUCAGUCGUAAUAACUUUGAAGGGUGUGUCCCGGAACAGGUUGGGAAUCUCAUUUUGCUUGUGAAACUUAACUUGAGCCAUAAUGAGUUUGGUUGUAAAAUACCAGAAAGUUUUAUUCAAUUGAAAAAGUUGGAGUAUUUGGAUUUAAGCUUCAACCAUUUUGGUAACUUUGGUGUCCCUUUGUUCUUAGGAGAAUUUCACAAAAUGAAGGAAGUUAAUCUAAGUGGAAACUCACUCUCUGGUCGGAUUCCGGAAAUAUGGAAAAAACUUGGAGGUGUUGAAAAAAUAGGAUUUUCUAAAAUGGAUUUGGUUGGUGAAAUCCCAGCUUCAAUGGGGAUUUAUUUGAGAAAUCUGUCUUAUCUUGGGCUUGAUAACAACAACCUUGAAGGUUCUGUUCCUGAGGAAUUUGGGUUUCUUUUGAAGUUAGCGAAUGAAAUAAACUUGGAGAACAACAAUUUGAGUGGUACAAUUUCUUUCAUUUGUGAAGGAGUUGGACAGAAGUUGAAGCUGGCAGGAAAUAUGGGGCUGUAUUUGGAAAACAACAAUGAUAGCUGUUCUUGUGAAAAUGGAGGUAACUCGGAUCAACUUAAUCCCUGCAAAACAACAGCGGUUAAUGGGGUUUCUUUGCUGGUUUUUGAUCCUCUUAUGUUGGUUUCGGUCUUCAUCAUUUUGUUUGUCACUUGAUUUUGAGUUUUCAUUUUUGUUUUUGUUUCCACUAAAAAAGAAUUACUGAUAUCUGUUCACAAGAGUGUGACUCAAGUGUAAAUGGAUUUGAUGGUAAUGAUAGUAGUAGAAGUGAACAAAUGCCUAGAAUAGUUCCUAAAAAAAAAGAGUUUCAAAUAUGUAACAGGAAAAGCAGAGCA